AUGUAUGCAAUUGCGCCCCCCUCUACGCCCCAGGAUACAGAGGCUGAGACAGCCGUCGAAGACACCGCCGAACCGGUGCUGCAACUCGCCCGAACAUUCUCUCUGACUCGUACAUUCUCUGCGCUCUCAACCAACAUCAACCCAUUCCUCGCCCAAGACUCCCACCUUGACCCGAAAUCCCCAGACUUCGAGCCUGAAUCAUGGGUCAAGGCCUUGCUUCAUACUUUCUCCAAAGACCCAAGCAAGCAUCCGCGGUAUACAGCUGGUGUAUCCUGGCGAAAUCUCAGUGUGCAUGGGUUCAGCGAUCCAACCGAGUUCCAGAAAGAUGUGUUUAAUGUUAUCUGGAGAAGUCCCCUUUCUGCGUUGAAUUGGUUUGCGAAGAGGAAGCAGAAGGUCAAGAUUAUCUCUGAUUUUGAUGGCUUGGUCAAGAGCGGAGAGUUGCUUCUUGUGCUAGGUCGUCCGGGGAGUGGUGUUUCUACACUUCUCAAAACGAUCGCUGGGCAUACUCACGGCUUACACCUCGACGACUCAUCCGAGUUCAACUACCAAGGCAUCCCCUGGGAUCUAAUGCAUCGCAACUUCCGUGGAGAAGUAAUCUAUCAAGCCGAAACAGACAUUCAUUUCCCCCAACUAACCGUCGGUGACACCCUGCUCUUCGCCGCCCUCGCCCGCACGCCCCAACACAUCAUCGCCAACAUAUCCCGUCACGUCUACGCCGAACACAUGAGAGACGCCGUAAUGGCCAUGUUUGGUAUCUCCAACACGCUCAACACCAAGGUUGGCGAUGACUUUGUCAGAGGCGUUAGUGGCGGUGAGAGAAAGCGGGAGUUUGACAAGGUCCUCCUCCUCUACGAAGGCCGCCAGAUCUUCUUCGGCCCAACAAGCGAAGCGACACAAUACUUUACCGCCAUGGGUUUCGAAUGUCCUCCCCGCCAAACGACUGCCGACUUCCUGACAUCCCUCACAAACCCCGACGAACGCAUCGUGAGACCUGGUUUUGAGAAUAAGGUCCCCCGCAGUCCCGAUGAAUUCGCCGAUGAGUGGAGAAUGAGCCAACACAGGUCAUCACUUCUCAGUGAUAUCGCUGCGUUUGAGAUCCAGUAUCCUCUCGACGGGAAACAAGUUGAGACGCUGAAGGGUAUCAGAAGAGCUCAGAAGGCUAAGUUCACAUCUGACAAGAGCCCUUUUACAAUCUCGAUCCCAAUGCAGAUCCAUUUAUGUAUUGGUCGAGGUGUUAAGAGACUUCUCGGUGACAAGACCUUUUUCGUUGUUACUAUUGCAGUCAACUUUGUCAUGUCACUUGUUCUUGGUAGUGUUUAUUUCGACUUACCCAGCACUGCUGACGCUAUGAACCGACGAGCCUCGGUGAUUUUCUUCGCUAUUCUGUUCAACGGCCUUAGCAGUGCUCUGGAAAUCCUGGCUCUCUAUGUCCAGCGACCGAUUGUCGAAAAACAUGCAAGAUAUGCCCUAUAUCGACCUCUUUCCGAGUCUGUCUCUUCCAUCAUCUGCGAUUUACCGUCCAAGAUAAUCUCAACUCUCGCUUUCAACAUUCCGCUCUACUUUAUGGUGCACCUCCGUCGCGAUGCCUCGGCUUUCUUUAUUUUUCUCCUCUUCGGUUUUACCACUACGAUGACUAUGUCAAUGAUCCUUCGCACCAUCGCCCAGUCCUCCAAGACGGUCCAUCAAGCCCUCGUCCCCGCUGCCAUCUUCAUAAUAGGCUUGGUCAUCUAUGCUGGAUUCGUCUUACCUAUUCGCAGUAUGAAGGGCUGGCUCAGGUGGAUCAACUAUGUCAACCCGAUCGCUUACGCUUACGAAUCUUUGGUCGCCAACGAGUUCUCCGGUAGGUCUUUUGGAUGUCAGACAAUGAUACCGUCUGGUCCGGGGUACGAAGAUAUUGAGCCGAUGCAGAGAACCUGUUCUGUUGCUGGUGCUCUGCCAGGCCGGGAUUUCAUAGACGGUGAUUUCUUUAUGGGGACUGUUUAUAAGUACCACUACUCGCAUCUAUGGAGGAACUAUGGCAUCCUCAUCGCUUUCAUCAUCUUCUUUACCUUUACGUAUCUCUUUGCGGCGGAGUACUUCUCGUCCGAAGCAUCCAAGGGUGAGGUUCUCGUAUUUCGCAAAGUCAAGAAAUCUCGGCAUCCAGAGACCUCCGACGAAGAAGCCGUCAAGUCCGAAUUCCAGCCUGCGCAAGUAGUGAAUGAUGGCACGAAUCACGUUCCGACUGAGAAGCCACCGAGCUCCUCUACAUUCUGCUGGAGAAAUGUGUGCUAUGAUGUUAAAGUGAAGGGCGAAACACGCCGCAUUCUCUCAGACGUUAAUGGUUGGGUUCAGCCCGGGAAGUUGACGGCUUUGAUGGGUGCCACCGGAGCCGGAAAGACCACGCUUCUCGACGUUUUAGCCGAUCGCGUUACUAUGGGUGUCAUCACGGGCGACAUACUUGUCAAUGGACUACCGCGUGGCAAGUCAUUCCAGAGAACCACCGGAUACGUACAGCAGCAGGACAUUCACCUCGAGACAUCUACUGUGAGAGAGGCGCUUCGAUUCAGCGCAGCUCUCCGGCAACCGUCUUCUGUUUGCAUGCAAGACAAGAUAGACUACGUUGAAGAGGUGAUCAGCCUGUUGGAGAUGGGCCCAUAUGCAGAUGCUGUCAUAGGAGUUUCGGGUAAAGGUCUAAACGUAGAGCAAAGGAAGCGCCUUUCCAUCGGUGUCGAACUAGUCGCCAAACCCGAAGCUCUUAUCUUUCUUGACGAACCAACCUCUGGGCUCGACAGUCAAACAGCAUGGGCAAUCGUGUCUCUCCUCAAGAAGCUCGCAAACCACGGUCUGGCUAUCCUGUGUACCAUUCACCAGCCAUCCGGCAUCAUCUUUCAGCAAUUUGACCGACUUUUACUUCUGGCGAAAGGUGGCAGGACUGUUUACUUUGGCGAUAUUGGUGAGAAUGCCACUGCCUUGACGGGAUACUUUGAGAGACAUGAUGCUGUUCAGUGCCGGCCGGAAGAAAAUCCUGCUGAGUGGAUGCUCCACGUUAUCGGUGCUGCACCGGGUGCUCAUACGGAUCGUGACUGGAUCGAGACCUGGAAGGCGAGUUCUGAGUUCCACGGUGUUCAGAAGGAGCUUGACAGCCUGGCCCAGUCGAGACACGUCACUAGCGAAGCAGACACACAGGAUACCUCUUACGCUGCUUCGGUUUCACAGCAGUUCCUGGCUUGCACUCAGCGCGUUGCCCAGCAAUACUGGCGAACACCAACCUACAUCUACUCCAAGCUCUCCCUUUGUUUCAUCACGAGUCUCUUCAUCGGCCUCUCUUUCCAAAACUCCCCACUAUCCCUCCAGGGUCUCCAGAACCAACUCUUCUCGAUCUUCAUGCUCCUCGUGAUCUUUGCAUUCCUAAUCUACCAAACAAUGCCAGGCUUCGUUACCCAACGAACACUCUACGAAGGUCGCGAAAGAUCUUCAAAGACAUAUGCUUGGUACAAUCUCAUUCUCGCCAACACAGUCAUCGAAAUGGCUUGGAACUCUGUGGCAUCUUUGGCGAUCUACUUCCCGUUCUACUUCCUCGUUGGUAUGUAUGAUAAUGGUCGCAUCACGGAUACGCAGCAUGAGCGAGGGGCAUUCAUGUUUCUCUUAACGUGGGCUUUUAUGGUGUAUGAGGGGACGUUUGCGCAUAUUGUCCUCGUACCAUACUCGAGCCUCCCUGGAUUCUGGACCUUCAUGUAUCGCGUCUCUCCCUUGACAUACCUCAUCGGUGCCAUGAUCUCAAAUGGCGUUGGCAAGCAAGAGUUGACAUGCUCAGAGAUCGAGUUUCUACAAUUCCAGACGCCAGAAAAUCUCACUUGCGACGAGUAUGUUGGCCAAUUUGUGCAAGCGGUCGGAGGCGCUCUGUCCAACCCAGGGUCGAACCAGACGUGCCUUUACUGUCCGAUUGCUUCGACUGAUACAUACCUUACAACUAUGAGUAUUCGCUACAGUGAGAGAUGGAGAAACUUUGGUCUGCUGUGGGCCUUUAUUGUGUUCGAUGUCAUUGCAGCGUUUUCCUCCGAGUUCCUCGCAACGACCACUGAGCCUGAAGGUGCGCUGGGGCAGCCGACCAGCGGCAACGUCGUCGUCAGUGGUGACGCAGAAGCAGUCGAUAGCCAUGACGGUGCUGUAUUCGGCAUAUACUGGUUCUGUGUUAGACUUUAUCAGAUGAGUCUAGUGUAUUAG
Molecule: messenger RNA, 4203 nt
Organism: Fusarium oxysporum Fo47
Lineage: Eukaryota; Fungi; Ascomycota; Sordariomycetes; Hypocreales; Nectriaceae
Product: ABC-2 type transporter-domain-containing protein
Exons: 13
Coding region: 1-4203 (1400 amino acids)
Biological process (GO): transmembrane transport
Cellular component (GO): membrane
Molecular function (GO): ATP binding; ATP hydrolysis activity; ABC-type transporter activity
Source: RefSeq, a predicted model, not a curated record